Messenger RNA from Callithrix jacchus (white-tufted-ear marmoset), 4434 nucleotides. RefSeq names its product glycerol-3-phosphate dehydrogenase 1 (gene GPD1). Gene Ontology annotation, molecular function: NAD binding; protein homodimerization activity; glycerol-3-phosphate dehydrogenase [NAD(P)+] activity. Lineage: Eukaryota; Metazoa; Chordata; Mammalia; Primates; Cebidae. Gene Ontology annotation, cellular component: cytosol. Gene Ontology annotation, biological process: carbohydrate metabolic process; glycerol-3-phosphate catabolic process. The record is from RefSeq and is a predicted model, not a curated record.
CACUGUCGGCCGAGCUCAGGAGGAAAAGCCGGGCCUAGCCUAUGCCCCAUUCCUGUUCCCCACCUGUCUCUACCCCUGUCUCCCCUUUCCCUGGUUCUGCCAGACUAUCUCCCUGGGCACCAGCCUCCCCACCCACCCCUGGAAGGCGGGGCUUGGCUGCACCCACGUGUGGUGGAGUUAAAUGCUCCUAGCCGGCAGAGGAGCUAGGGAGUGUGGCACUGAGCCGGCUCAGGCAGAGACGCGGCACCAUGGCUAGCAAGAAAGUCUGCAUUGUAGGCUCCGGGAACUGGGGCUCAGCCAUCGCCAAGAUCGUGGGUGGCAAUGCAGCCCAGCUGGCACAGUUUGACCCACGGGUGACCAUGUGGGUGUUUGAGGAAGACAUUGGAGGCAAAAAGCUGACCGAGAUCAUCAACACACAGCAUGAGAAUGUCAAAUACCUGCCAGGGCACAAGCUGCCCCCAAAUGUGGUGGCUGUCCCAGAUGUGGUCCAGGCUGCAGCGGAUGCUGACAUCCUGAUCUUUGUGGUGCCGCAUCAGUUCAUCGGCAAGAUCUGUGACCAGCUCAAGGGCCACCUGAAGGCAAACGCCACUGGCAUAUCUCUUAUUAAGGGGGUAGACGAGGGCCCUAAUGGGCUGAAGCUCAUCUCCGAAGUGAUUGGGGAGCACCUCGGCAUCCCCAUGAGUGUGCUGAUGGGGGCCAACAUUGCCAGCGAGGUGGCUGAUGAGAAGUUCUGUGAGACAACCAUUGGCUGCAAAGACCCAGCCCAGGGACAACUUCUGAAAGAGCUGAUGCAGACACCCAAUUUCCGUAUCACCGUGGUACAAGAGGUGGACACAGUAGAGAUCUGUGGGGCCUUAAAGAAUGUAGUGGCCGUGGGGGCUGGCUUCUGUGAUGGCCUGGGCUUUGGCGACAACACCAAGGCGGCAGUGAUUCGGCUGGGACUCAUGGAGAUGAUAGCCUUCGCCAAGCUCUUCUGCAGUGGCCCUGUGUCCUCUGCCACCUUCUUGGAGAGCUGUGGUGUUGCUGACCUGAUCACUACCUGCUAUGGAGGGCGGAACCGGAAAGUGGCUGAGGCCUUUGCGCGUACAGGAAAGUCCAUUGAGCAGCUGGAGAAAGAGAUGCUGAAUGGGCAGAAACUGCAGGGGCCCCAGACAGCCCGGGAGCUACACAGCAUCCUCCAGCACAAGGGCCUGGUGGACAAGUUUCCCUUGUUCAUGGCUGUGUACAAGGUGUGCUACGAGGGCCAGCCAGUGGGUGAAUUUAUCCGCUGCCUACAGAAUCAUCCGGAACAUAUGUGAGUGGGGUCAGGGCCCAGGCCAAGCCGCUUCUUUACCCCAGUGGAGACCAGGAGAAGCCUGGGGUACCGAGUCAUCAAGAUCUCCAGGACUCCCAGGGAACAGAGUCUUCUCAUCUUUUCACUGGAGGACAGGAGGCUGUGGGGCCCAGCUAAACACUUGGAGAUUCUGAACUCUCAAGUCACUGGCAGCCUCUUGCCACCACAUCUGAUAGAAAUGCAGUUGCCCUGUCCUUCUCCAGAUGUAGGGCUUACUCCUUGUCCUCUGGGAGGGGUGGAAUCAAGCCCCAGUGCUGCCUGCUUGGGGUGGGUGGGUGGAGUAUAUGUGGGGAAGGGUUGGGGGAGAGGUAGCAGGGCAGAGGCUGCCAGUGGCUGUCUCACACAGACCAGGAAUCCUGUUAAAGGGCUGAAGAAAUAUCUUAGCCACAGCAGGAAUGAGGCAAGGAUUGUCAGGGAGGGGUCUGGGCUUCUGAGCUGAUGCAGGCCCCAGGGACCCCUUUGCUGACCUUUGCCAGGACCCACACAGCUUCAGUGGAUCUCAGUGUUUGUUAACAAAAUACAAAGAUCUCAAAAAACCCCCUUCUAGCUUCUCCUAGCAACAUCUGCGUCCUCAGAAACCUCUGGUCCUCCCCUUUCCCCCCUCCCCCAGGCUGCCCUGGCACCCGAGUUGCUGCCAUGCUGGCAUCUCUAGCCGGGUGGCUUGACAUUCUCCCCAGGGACUUCCCAGUUUCUAGUUCUUUGCCAGCUCCUCCCCGUUCUGUGUGACCUUUCCAAGCCCUCCCUCACCCUCCCCGCCAGCACCCUCUUUGGGGAGCAGGAACUUAAUCUGCUGACAGAGCUAUACCUUUCACAGCAGGCUCAGAUCACUGGGCUCCCUGUGACCUUUGUGUUCCCUGGCCUCCCUUCGCAGUAGCUUUAGCUGGGGGAGGUGUCAGCUGGGCCCCUCCUGUGCUAUUUCCCCAGAGGACAUCCCUGACUCCACCCCUUUCCUCCUCCCAAACCCUGCACCUAUUCUUCAGCUGCUCCAGACUGGCCAGGGUAACCAGCUAACCUGUGCCUGGCAUCUGGAAGCCAGCAGGCCAGAGGGUGGCCCAAAGGCUGAUGAAGCCUAGGGAAGGGUGAGCAGGUGGGUGGGUAUCGAUAUUCCAAGGGCAGCUCUUUGCUAAAUGAUGACCACACCAGCACCUCAGCAGCUGGGAAACUUAGGAGAAGGAAGAAAAUAAAAAUCACCCUACUCCCUGGGGUAAGGGAAGAACAGGAGCCGGGGAGGAGGAGUGUGCUCUGCACUGGCCUUGCUCCAGGAUGGGUGGCAGUAUUAGAAUGUCAGAGGUCAGCAGCCUAGGCCUCCAGCUAUAAAUAAUCCGAGGGCCUGAGAGGCUCCCGCCCGUCCAGCAGGGGUCUCAGCUUCCUGUGUGGCAGCACCUGGCACACUGGCUCUGGCCAGUAUUAUGCUAAAGCCCUCUUACUCUCCAACGAACCAGGGAGGCGGGCUCCUCUCUGCGCCUAGCCCUUGAGAAUUCCUACCAGUGAAGGGCGGAGCUGCCCAGAUCACGCAGCAAGAGUGAGGGCCACAGUUACCCCAGGCCUGGCUGAGCCCAGGUCUGGGCACUCAGUGACUUCAGAGCUGUCUCCCCAGGAGGUUAAGGUGGAGGCAAAGGGGAAGCUUCAAACACUUUUGCCUACUUUUGUUCCACCUGUCUACCCAAUAAAGCGUGUUUUUCCAGAAACAGGAAGAGUUGGGAGAGGGAGCUUCAGUGCAUGUGGCAGUGUGUGUGCUAGCGUGUAUCACUGCACGUAUGUUUCCCCUCUUACCGUAGGAAAAAUGAAAAAAGAAAUCCCUCCUCCAUAAUCGCAGCCACUCCAGGGGUCAGCGGUGGUGCCCACUCAGUACCCUCCUCUCUCUCCCCUCUCCUGCCAGCGCUCCUUCCCGCCCUCGCCGCAAGCUGGCUCCCAGCCUUCCCCACGCUUCUUAGGGGCUUUAUCAUGUCCUGCAAGAAGACACGUCAUACACGAGACAGAAACGUUAGACACUCAUCCGUCGUGCCCAUUCCUUGGUCACGGCCCAAGCUGCCGCCUCCUUGGCAGUCAAGACCUCGCGGUGCCGCUCCAGUCCCUACCUGGACUCGGCCCGCAGCCUGGCUCUAGGGAGCGCGCGGUCCGCCUCCAGACGGCCAGCUCCGAGAAUCUACCUAGCUACUGUUGACGUCACCAAGCUGUACGCCGAGGAUUGGCUGAUUCUGAUUUAGCAUCCUAACACUUCCGGUUCCUGAGCUAGGCUAGCCAAAGACCCUGCCUCGAGGGAGCGAAACCACAGCCCCCAGAAUUCAGCGGGCCUCUCGGAGAGCACGGGGAGUCUGAGGAUGCGUAGUAAAGAUAACGGGCCCGGAAGCCCGAAGUUCAAAGUCGGCCCCCAGCCGGAGUGGUGGCCCUCCCCAACUCCCGCCUUAGUGGGAGGAGUUGUGCAGCGUCUAAUGCGCGGUUCCCUUUGUAGCGUCUCAAGCCGAAUCCUAGAGGCUAAUCCGGCAGGUGGGAGGGAGAAAGUCGCCUUCCGCACCAAUAGCUGAGGCGUUCAGGGUUGUCCAGGGACGCUACCCGCUCGUGUCUGGUUCUGAGUGCUGCGUUCCGGCGUGCUGGAAAGUUGCGCAGACAGUGGCAGCGAGACGCUGCCUGCCUGAGGAGGCCUCGGUUGGACGCGAAGGAGCUGCAGCAUCCAGGGGACAAGAUGCCAACUGCCAAGCAGCUAGCUGACAUUGGCUAUAAGACCUUCUCUUCCUCCAUGAUGCUCCUCACUGUGUAUGGGGGGUACCUCUGCAGUGUCCGAGUCUACCACUAUUUCCAACGGCGCAGAGCCCGGCGCCAGGCCGCAGAAGAACAGAAGACCUCAGGAAACCCGUAGAACUGGGGCUUUUUCUCCUGAGCAGAGAGGCCCAAGGCAUGCUGUGGAGAGACCUGACCUGCCACUAUUUCCAAGUCAAGAGGACUAGAGCCUUGAUGGUUUUCAAACUCUGUUGGAAGAAGGUGCCCAUGGUUUCUCUGGUUCUGCCAGUCUGUGCCAGUUUGACAGUUUGUGGAGGCUAUUGAAUCAUAAUAGGAAUGUGAGGGUGAGGUAUACCUACAGACAUUAAAUAUUUUGCCAUGUC